AUGAGCAAAGGUAUUACUCUGAAUUUCGAAUACAUUGGUGCCCACAUCAGUGAAUAUAUUCAAAAUGAUAAUUUCUUUGAUACAUUCGAUCUCAAAGACAUCAAAACAAUCAUGAAACAUUCAAAAUUAACUACAACACAGUUUAUUUCUCUUCUCAAACAAUCUUCAUCAACUCUUAAUUCUAGUAAAUUAUACAGGUGUACACGAAAUGCGAAUGUUACUAUCCAAAACAUCGACGACGUCAUUUCAGUUCUUGAAUCAGUCAAAAAAUACAUGAAAAUGAAUAUAUUUGAUGGUAUCAUUGAUUUUUUGAAGUUAACAGAUAACGAACUGCGUAAUUCUCCCAAAGAAAUCAAAAAGCUUCAAGAACAAAUUCAAGGUUUUCAAAAUGAAAAGAAACAUGCACAAGAAAACAGCAAAUAUCCUCAAGAUUUUUUAACUAAAAUCUCAUCACUAAAAAAAUCUGAUGAUUUUGAUAGUGUUUACAAAUUCUUUGAACAACUUUGUUCACAAUGCAAUCGAGAUAUGAUUUCGAAAACAUGUGAGGAAGGACUUUGGGAAAAGACAACAGAAUAUGGAAGGAAUGUUCUUCAUGUUGGUUGUGAAAAAGGAAAUCUUCAACUUGUCAAAUCACUUGUCGAAUGUGGUUGCAAUAAAGAAACAAAGACUAAUGAUGGAAAUACUCCACUCAUUCAAGCAUCAUAUUAUGGUCAUCUUGAAGUUGUUAAAUAUCUUAUCUCUAAUGGAGCUAAUAAAGAAGCACAGGCUAAAUAUGGAUUUACUCCAUUCAUUUGGGCAUCACAUAAUGGUCAUCUUGCAGUUGUUAAAUAUCUCAUCUCAGUUGGAGCUAAUAAAGAAGCAAAGAUUAGUGAUGGAUGUACUUCAUUCUUUUAUGCAUCAUGUUUAGGUCAUCUUGAAGUUGUUAAAUAUCUUAUCUCUAUUGGAGCUGAUAUAGAAAUAAAGACUAAUUCUGGAUAUACUCCACUCAUUGGCGCAUCCAAUAGUGGUAAACUUGAAGUUGUUAAAUAUCUUAUCUCAAUUGGAGCUGAUAAAGAAGCAAAGACUGAUAAAGGAUAUACUCCACUCUAUUGCGCAUCUCAUUUAGGUUAUUCUGAAGUUGUUAAAUAUCUUAUCUCAAUUGGAGCUAAUAUAGAAGCAAAGGAUAAUGAUGGCUAG
Molecule: messenger RNA, 1176 nt
Organism: Trichomonas vaginalis G3
Lineage: Eukaryota; Parabasalia; Trichomonadida; Trichomonadidae
Product: protein ubiquitination
Exons: 1
Coding region: 1-1176 (391 amino acids)
Molecular function (GO): protein binding
Source: RefSeq, a predicted model, not a curated record